Molecule: messenger RNA, 603 nt
Organism: Symbiodinium sp. CCMP2456
Lineage: Eukaryota; Dinophyceae; Suessiales; Symbiodiniaceae
Source: the annotation of a GenBank genome assembly
AUGACGUGGCUGCGGCACUUCGCUUACGCUGCGGCGCUUUGCCUGCCUGUUUCUGCAGAGACUUGGAAAUUCGUGCCGGAGUGUCAGGGCGAUGAAUGUGUCAAGGAGCCCACUCGCGCUGCAGAUGCUCCCACGAAGUCUAUAGCAGAAACUGGUGGCUGGGGUUUCAGUUACGGACCUCUGCCGACUCGCGAACCGGGUGCAUUCCCCAAUGACGACAUGAUGACAGAGGCUAUUCAGGGCCAGUGGGGUCAUGGCGGUCGAGACGACAUAGCGAUAAUCGCACGAAUGGGAGCCAAGAUGGUGCGCCUCUACGGAAAUGACCCACGGUUCGACGGCAAAAAGUUUCUGGACUACGCGAACAGAUGGGGCCUUAAGGUCGUGGCUGGCAUAUCAGACUACCCGUACGAGCACGGGCCCGGCAAGUGCUGGACUAGUGACCUGAACUGCUAUGAAGCCAUUCUCGAGUCCUAUAGCGCGACACUGGAGAACAAAAGCUUUGUGGCACAUGGCAAGUAUCACCCGGCCCUGGAUACCCUGGUUCUGACAAACGAGCCUGACCUCAAGUUCACCGGAGAUGGAACAUGGAUUGCGUAUGAUUAG